Ogataea philodendri is the source of this 264-nucleotide messenger RNA. RefSeq lists its product as uncharacterized. Bases 1 to 264 code for a protein of 87 amino acids. The transcript has 2 exons. The record is from RefSeq and is a predicted model, not a curated record. Lineage: Eukaryota; Fungi; Ascomycota; Pichiomycetes; Pichiales; Pichiaceae.
AUGUCACUUGUGAGAAUAAACUCGCCGUUCACUAUGAGUGCAUCUUUCGUCGAAACAAUCACUUUCAACUCAGAAUUAAACACUGCUGGUACAACGUUCCAUCCCACGUUGUUCUCCUCCACGUUGAACAGAUCUAUCACUGUGUGGUCAUGGUACACAAUGUGUUUGAAACCAGCCAAAGUUUGCGCCACAAACCCAUUUUUCAUGAAACUAACCUCAAUCACAUCGGAACCUAUCUCGUACUCCUCAAAAUCCCCAUUAUAG